AUGAGUUGUGGAGGUAUCAUUGGCAAUAAUUUAAUUACCGGUAGCACUACUUUGGGUAAUAAAUGCCCCAAAGACCUUGUGACUAUUUCUAAUUAUCUUGAUACUAUUACUCCACAAGGUCUAGCUAAAGCCCCUUUCCCAAAAAGUCCGGUUUUAACUAUUACUUCAAUUUCAACUUCACUAGUUGAAAUACCACCUACUACUACUCAACAAGUAACUUCUGCUACUGCUAUCAAUAAUUCUCCUAAUUCCAUCACCCCUACUCCAACUCCUCUUUCCGAUGAUAACUCUCAUCUUACCGAAAAAAUUGCUAUUCCUAUUGGUGCUACCAUCGGAGCUAUUACAGUUGGUGGAAUAACUUACUAUUUAAUCCAGAAAAGAAAAAAUAAACCUCUCCUUGUCUCUGGUAACACGGAACAAGAAGUAACAAAUAACCAAAAUGAAAAAGAUUUUAGUGAAGUAAUCGCUUCAACUUCUCAAAAUAAAGAAUUACCUAUUUUACCAGUGCAAGGUUUAAAUUCUCAAACAAAAAACGAUGAACUAACCCAAUUAAUUCAGCAAACUAAAGAAAAAAUAGGUGUUAAUUUAAUACUUGCUUUAGAAACUUUACUUGAUACCCAAAUUGAAAUUACUCAGGGUAAUAAUAAUUUUGCUAUUCGUCAACUCCAAAGAGAAGCUAAAGAAAAAUUACAAAGCAAACUUAGUUUAGAGGAAAUCAACAAUCUUUGUCAAUUAUAA
This is a messenger RNA of Entrophospora sp. SA101, 738 nucleotides long. The record is from the annotation of a GenBank genome assembly. NCBI's taxonomy places the organism in Eukaryota, Fungi, Glomeromycota, Glomeromycetes, Entrophosporales, Entrophosporaceae.